AUGCACCAGGAGCAGUUCAUUGACGAGACUAUCCUGCUUGAAACCCAUCACCCAUCAGCUGCUACUGAUACAAUUGCUGGUGCUGUUGCUCUUGCCGAACAUCUUCGACACUCCCCAUCCCUCGUCACACUGGAUCCGUCCGUGUUUCGACCGAUUCCUGACUCCAGUCCUCCACGAUUUCGAAAGCUUUCACAGUCGGCCGCAGCUCCUGCCCGACUGCCACGAACAUCGUCGUUGCUGCCGCCGCCACGCCCUGUAGCGGCUGCAGCAACGACAGCCGCGACCCUAACUCCAGCAUAUUCUCCGAGCGAAGAUCCUCCCUUGAACCACGAUUAUUCUUCUCGCCUGGAUACCCUCCCCGCCACACCGCCCAACGAGCCUGAAUACGACCCUGAGACGGAACCCAGGCUCUUUGGUUCCAGGAUUGAACUACCCGUACUAACCUUGCCUCCCAUCUUACCACUCGACUUACUCGACGAGAGCGACCCGUCCCAUCCACCAGGCUUGGAAGCUUUGCCUGGUGGUGACUUGAUUGACAGUAAUAUCACGGCAACAUCACCGGCGAAAACCGAAUCUGCUUCCUUUUCUGAGCCAUCGCUCACAAUGCCUUACGAAACUGUAAAGGAGCCAUUUGCUCCGGCCGGGCGAGGUCACUCACGGAGUCGGAAUGGGAAAAGCAGCGUAGAUCUAGCCAAGCCUCGGACGGUCAAGCCUCCAUCGCAAAAGGCCAUGUUAUCACGGGCUUUGCAAAAGGCGAACACAGCAGUCCAACUUGACAAUGCACAAAAUUUCGAAGGCGCCAGGGAAUCGUAUGCGGAGGCUUGUGAGCUUUUGCAACACGUGCUUCUGAAAACAACUGCCGACGAAGACAAGAAGAAGCUAGAGGCAAUUCGACGAACCUAUGCUGCACGCAUCGAGGAACUGGACCAAAUGGCCCCAUCAUGGCAACCUACAGGCAAUAAAGAAUUACCCGCCCGACCAGGCAGUCCGGAGGAGCACGAAGAAGAGUCUCCCCAGGAGGAAGUGGUCGAAAUCGGAACUGCAAACCCGGUGGCCCAUGCGAAAGAUGAAGGCGAUGGUCAACAGCUGCAAAGGCAACGCCAGCAAGAUACCAGAUAUCUCAGUGAUAGCUCCCAAGAAACGUCGCGAUCAGGACGAUUGACUACGGAGCAACCGUCCCUUCACUCCGCCUUCUCGCGAUCGCCUGCCAGACUCCGGGCUAAUGACGAAUAUACCACGGAACCCAGCCGUGCACCACAACCUCUGGCGGCGCGCCGUCCUGCAUCGCCAGCUAAACCGCAGCACGAACGUUAUGACUCGGAAGAUAGAGGUACUGAUUCUUACCACUCUGGUUCUUGGAGCGGAUCCAGAGACGGUGCGGGACAUUAUAGAAAUGAAAGUCAAAACUCAUGGCUGGACCCUAUUGACGAGUCUGGCGGGUCAUCUGGCGGAACCUCCUCUGGCCACUCCAGGGGAUCAUCUGGGUUUCGUACAGAUCACAUUCGUGGCCUCAGUGGAAAUACCGAGGCCGAGUUCGAUACGGCUUUGGAUGCGGCUAUCGAGGCUGCAUAUGAUGAGGGAUACGAACCCAUGGAACCAACCGAGUACGAUACCAUAGACCGUACUGAAGAGAUUGUCACAAAGGCACUCCGAAAAGUCGAAGCUGCGCGAGAGCGCGUCAGACAGACGGAGCGAGAAGCAUACCCAGAGGAAUUUCAAAGACAAGCAACCGAGAAAAGGACGAAGGAGACGUCCGGUGGGUUUUACGAAGAUUUGUCCUCAGACGAGGAGGAACGUCUGUUGGAAGAAAUGACCCGGGAGUACAACAUUGAGGACUUCAUGAUGAACGACGGUCAAAGGCCAACCACGGGGCAACCUUCCCAGGCUCCGCGCAGCCAAGACACGCCAGGAUUGGCAAGAGGGACGCGAAAUACAAAUCUUCCAAAUAUGCGAUCCUUGGCCGCUACUGUAGACCGAUCAAAGAUGCCACCACCGCACCCAGUGCCCAAAAGCCUGCAACCAUCCGCUCCUCCACCCAAACAGUCACUACCAGAGCUGCCCCUAACUCGGCCACAAUCACCCGGGCAAACGGUUCGAAAUCGUCGUUUGUCGGGCCAAAACCCCAAGCAACUGAAGAUUCAGACAACGCAACUCCGACCCGCACCUGCUGCGAGCUUUGAGGACUUGUCGCAAAUGAAACCUACCUCGGCACCCGACAUCCCAUCCGAGGCGAACGUUGGCGAACGGCCACAAACGAGUAGGUCGGCAAGGAAGCUAACACCACCGAGCUUAGAUGCGCCACUCAUUGAGCCGAGAGUGUUUGGAUCACCACCUCAUCAGCGUGGUCAAAUAGAUAUCGAUGAUAGCAUUGCCGGGCGGUCAGGCUCACCCACUGUCAACAAGCUUCGAAAGAACUUCUCUUCGUCCAGCUUGCGAAGCAUGAAGAGUCGCAAUAUGUCCUUGUCUAAUCUUGACGACGCGUCUGAUAUGUCUCCUGGGACCCCAUCGAGCAAUCACUUUGGAAGCGCUAGAACACCUGCCAUACCGGCGAUCCCUACGCCACUGGCGACGUCUCUCCGCGAGCAAAUGGACUCGGCCUCACCAGGAACCUUGUAUCUCUUUGAGGAUAAUAUUCACCUACCGGCUACACCUGGCUCACCAAAUCCAAUGGUCUUGGACCCGCCGGUGGCUCUUGAACCUUGCCCCAACGAUGUGAUGCUGCGGCCGUUUUGGCUUAUGCGGUGUUUGUAUCAGACAUUGGCGCAUCCCCGCGGAGGCUACUUGAGCACGAAGCUGUUUGUUCCUCGAGAUGUUUGGAAAGUGAAGGGUGUCAAACUAAAGAAUGUGGAGGACAAGAUCUCAAACUGUGACUUCCUCACGGCUGCUCUCCUCAAACUUGCCAAGGUUGACACUUGCGAUGCGGAUGCCGUACUGGACGAGAUGCAGUCUCUGGAGGGUGUUCUAGAGCAGGUGCAGACUGCACUCACCCGUAAACUUGGCAACGAAGUUGGUGUGCAAGGAUCGGUGGUAUUGUUCAAGGAAGCAUCAAAUGUUGUUGAUGGCGAUGGGGCAGCAAGCGUCCCGCGAACUGCUAGCGUCUCUGGUAAAUCUUCAUCCUUCUCUUGGAGACGCCUUCGUUCCAAGAAUUCGAACAUGGGCUUGGGAGGGGCAUACAACAGCCGGAUGACUGGAGGAGAAGGGGCCAAGGAUUCGGCCACAAUGCCAACGCUGCCCAUGACACCUCAACCCACUAGUCGUCCUCCAAAACGGGAACUUGGCCAGGCUCAGUUUAUCGGGCCCAACGCGCACUACAUGAGCUCACUCGCUCGCCUGUUCGACGCAGCGCAAGCGAUAGAUCAAAUCGCGCGACAAGUCGAUGAUCCCGGGCUGAGGCACGCGGACAAGACGCAAGUGGGACUGGAACUUUGCACCCGUCAUGCUGCAGAGUUUUUUGGGUUUUAUAUUUGUAGGUUUGUAUUGACAGAUCUUGGCACACUGCUGGAUAAGUUUAUCAAGAGAGGGAGUGAAUGGGUACUGGCAUGA
Pochonia chlamydosporia 170 is the source of this 3543-nucleotide messenger RNA. Its product is annotated as GTP-binding protein. Lineage: Eukaryota; Fungi; Ascomycota; Sordariomycetes; Hypocreales; Clavicipitaceae. The transcript has 3 exons. Bases 1 to 3543 code for a protein of 1180 amino acids. The record is from RefSeq and is a predicted model, not a curated record.